GCGAGUUGUCGAUUAUCUGAAGUUCCGGUAGUGCGGCGGGAAGGAGCACGAGAAUUGGCGUUCACUUUAAAGAAAUCUGGCCUCCUGUCCAAGCAUGACAAAAGGUCGCAUUGAACUAGGGGACAUAACCCCACACAACAUCAAGCAGCUCAAACGAUUGAACCAAGUAGUGUUUCCCGUCACCUACAAUGACAAGUUCUACAAGGAUGUCCUAGAAGUGGGGGAACUUGCAAAACUUGCCUAUUACAAUGACAUAGUUAUAGGAGCAGUGUGUUGUCGGAUCGACACGUCCGAGAACCAGCGAAGACUUUACAUAAUGACCCUGGGCUGUCGCGCUUACAGGAGACUGGGCAUAGGGACGGUCAUGCUGCAGCAUGUUCUCAGGAUAUGUGACAAAGAUGCAAACUUUGACAAUGUAUUUCUACAUGUACAAAUAAACAACGAUGGUGCGAUUAGAUUCUACUAAAAGUUUGGGUUUGAAAUUGUGGAAGAAAAACAAAACUAUUACAAGCGAAUAGAGCCAGCGGACGCCUAUGUGUUACAGAAGUCCUUUCGUGUAACGAACAACAACAAUCAGCCAGCUAGUGAGGAGACGACGUCCAAUAACACAGAUAUGAUGGAGUCCUGAAUAUAUUCACCAUGGAUCAUGACGACACUUGAAUUCCUGAUGUUACAAAGACAUUUUUUGAAUGUGAGAAUAUAGAUUUGAAGUGCUUUAAACUUACUAGUUCUUCAACAGAACAAAGCUGUUGGUCUUGUAGUCCUUUGUUACGAAGUUCCAAAA
Haliotis rubra (blacklip abalone) is the source of this 784-nucleotide messenger RNA. Its product is annotated as N-alpha-acetyltransferase 50-like. The record is from RefSeq and is a predicted model, not a curated record. NCBI's taxonomy places the organism in Eukaryota, Metazoa, Mollusca, Gastropoda, Lepetellida, Haliotidae. Gene Ontology annotation, molecular function: acyltransferase activity, transferring groups other than amino-acyl groups. Gene Ontology annotation, biological process: mitotic sister chromatid cohesion. Gene Ontology annotation, cellular component: NatA complex.